UAUAUUUAGAAUGAGUUUUUUUUUUUUUUUUUUUUGUAACAGAAAGCUAUCCUAAUAUUUUGAUUUCCAGUAAACUAAUUAAAAUAUAUGGUUUGUCAUUUUUAUGUCUAAUAUUACAUGUUAAAGGGUGAUUGUGACACAGCACACUAUUAAUUUUCUUCCAUAGAAAACUACACAAUGAACCUCAGAGCACAGGCACUUUCUUUCUUUACAUCUAAACUAUGCCAUUGAACACAAAUGUUGACUGAUUUGGUUGAGUAUAAGGCACAACUAAUCUACUUUCCUGUUAAGCUCAACAACUUCAUUAUCACCUAUGUCUCAACCACUCCAACACAUUGUGUGUUCCCUCCUAUAUAACACUAAGACAUGCGUUGUACUUCACAUCCUCUCAUAAAACUCAAUACCAUAUAGAAGAAAUGGCGUCUACCUACGAAACACUUAGAAAUAAGAUGCCUAUGGGAUCACUAACUGCAGCUUACCUUGCAAUUUUGCUUGCCUGUGCAAAUUUGGCAAUAACUGUUGCAGCAGUUGACCCCAUUGCAGCCACCGGGAAAGAACCUGUUAUUGAGCUAUAUAUGCACGACAUUCUGGGGGGUAGUAACCCAACAGCUCGACCAGUGACCGGCUUGCUCGGAAGCAUAUACAGUGGUCAAGUACCCUUUGCAACGCCAGUAGGAUUCAACACACCUCAAGGUGCGAUUCCCAUCCCCAAUGCCAACGGCGCUAACCCCACUGUCAAUGGAGUUUUUGGUAUUCCACUAGGAACUGGAUUGGCGGGUACUUCAUUUGCACCAAACUCAGGUAACAACAACAACAACCAAAACAUUGCCCAGCUGCAGUUAGGACCUGAUGGACUGGGACUAGGCUUUGGUACAAUUACUGUUAUUGAUGAUAUGCUGACCUCUCAACCUGAAGGAGGGUCCCAACUAGUUGGGAAGGCUCAAGGAGUAUAUGUGGCAAGUUCAGCUGAUGGGACUAGACAGAUGAUGGUUUUUACAGCCCUGUUUGAAGGAGGGGAAUAUGGUGAUAGCUUGAACUUUUAUGGCCUGUAUAAGAUAGGAAGCACCAUGUCAAGAAUAUCUGUGCUAGGGGGGACAGGGAAGUACAAGAAUGCAAGGGGUUUUGCAGAACUGAGAGCUCUUAUCCCACCGGGACAGAUUUCCACUGAUGGUGCAGAGACGCUGCUGAGGAUCACUGUCUAUUUGAAAUACUAAAACUGGGUGCUGUUUGAUCACUGAUGACUGAGAUUGGUCUUGUAUAUUGUCAGUUUGAUACCGUUUGCAGAAUGUAUUUGAAAUCUUAGUUGUGUUCCCAAAAAAAGAGAUAUGCUGAUUUGCUGCUGCUUCUU
Molecule: messenger RNA, 1348 nt
Organism: Vigna radiata var. radiata (mung bean)
Lineage: Eukaryota; Viridiplantae; Streptophyta; Magnoliopsida; Fabales; Fabaceae
Product: dirigent protein 16
Exons: 1
Coding region: 417-1214 (265 amino acids)
Source: RefSeq, a predicted model, not a curated record